Messenger RNA from Jatropha curcas, 935 nucleotides. Lineage: Eukaryota; Viridiplantae; Streptophyta; Magnoliopsida; Malpighiales; Euphorbiaceae. The record is from RefSeq and is a predicted model, not a curated record.
AUGCUGUUGAAUCCACUGUAUAUGAUCAAGAAAAUGGUUGAGCAACUUUGCUUUGAGUAUGAGAGUUGCAGGAAAUUUCCUCGUUGUUUCCAAAUUACACGAGGUGGAAGAAAGAGACGGGAAAUUUUCGAAGAUUCCUCGCUAGUUGCUACUCAGUGUAUCCUCAAACAGUCAAACUUGGCUUGUAGACACAGAGAAAAGAAAGAUGUCAAGAGAAGGAUCCAACUUGCUGAGCAGCAACACUUGUUCUGUACAAACCUAGUGAAAAGCUGGGUAGAGAGAGUAAAAGUUAUGGAGGAGGUGGUUAAUGAAAUUCUGCAAAAAGGGGAUCUUGAGAUGCAGAACAAAUGUUUUAGAAGUCGAUGUCCUAAGAAUUGGCGAUCCUGCUACAAACUUGGAAAGAUGGUAAUCCAGAAGCUCAAUUCUGUCAGGGAACUAGUGAAUAAAGGCAAUUUUGAUAUUGUUGCUUAAAGCUAGACUCAACAUUUGAAAGAGUUUGGAGAUGCCUUGAAGACCCAAAUGUUGGGGUUUUCGGGUUGUAUGGAAUGGGGGGAGUCGGUAAAACUACCCUCUUAAAGAAAAAGAUUAACAAUGAGCACAUAGCCCAUAACUAUUUCUUUCACUAGAAAUACCAUCUUUGAAGCAUUCUUCAAAAUCUCGCCACUGGAUAGAAAAGCUCAAAAUUCUUUAAUCUAAGCAUGACAAUGCCUAAAACUUUUGAUUAGAGGGGCGUUCCGAGAAUCGAACUCGGGACCUCUCGCACCCAAAGCGAGAAUCAUACCACUAGACCAAACGCCCAGCUUGUCUUGAUUUGUGCUACUUAUUCCUUUGGCGGAAACUAAGAAAUCCAGGAUGAGCUCGAACUAGAAAAACGUUACUAUGCAUAAUUCUUUAGCAAACACUCCCUUAACUUGAAUGCAUUUAAGUUUGAACAA